Molecule: messenger RNA, 267 nt
Organism: Prunus armeniaca (apricot)
Lineage: Eukaryota; Viridiplantae; Streptophyta; Magnoliopsida; Rosales; Rosaceae
Source: the annotation of a GenBank genome assembly
AUGGAUGCACCCAUGGAAAUAAACUUUUCGCCGUGUAGAAAAGACAAGUUUGCACAUUCUUUGACUGGUAUCAUCCAAAGAUAUAUGAACCCUCCAAGAACUUCUGAAAAGAUUGAGGUUAGAGCUUCUUCGAAAGGAAAGUGGAGUUCCCGAGCUUGCCUAGUGAUUCAUUGGAUGAUUAUUAUUGUGUUGUUGGGGAUGUUGCUGGUGGAAGGAGGGGCAAAGGCUGGAUUGAGCAAGAAUGUAAAAUUAGCACUUGAGUUUUAG